UGUCCCCCUCCAUCAUCCUGUUACACUGCGGGCGCAUUACAUUAUAAAAUGCUUACUCUAUACUUAUCUUAAUAACAUGUCAUACUAUAGAAGAACGUCUAACAAAAAAUAUUUCUGAGAGCGGUGAAUGUGAUAGUUUCGUUUUAACAGAUACUACAGAUAGACAAGAUGACAUACUGUACUAUCGGAGAAAUAAGACAUUGACAAGAUAAUUAUUCUGCACGAUAUUGUAUUUCUUAUUCCACGACUUGGAUGUCCGAAUACUUAUAUUCAAUCGAUUGCAUGCUGUGUAUCAUAACGUUUUACGUCUGAAACUAAAUAUUAGUCAUGCUAGAGAAUUUUCGGCGACAUUACAAUAUAAAUCGAGUAUUUUUAUCAAUCUCGGGACUUUGGCCGUUUCAAAAUAAAUGUGUGAGGAAUUUGUUACGAAUUUGUUGUUUACUAGUGGAACUAAGUAUCUAUCCGAUGGAGAUACUUCUGCUGUAUGAUCAUGCGGAUGAUCCAAAAAUAAUUUUUGACGCCGGUUUUCAAUGCGUUGCUAUAACUUCUUUUAUUGGAAGGAUAUUGUUUAGUAUUUGGAAUCAUGAUAAAAUGCGACAAUUAUGCAUAGCCAUUGAUAGACAUUGGGACAUAUUCACAAACGAUGUGGAAAUUCGAAUUAUGAAAAAUUACUCUAUUCUAACACAAAGGUUUACGAUACUUUUUGCGAUGUUAAUAUUUUCUGUAAUAUUGAUAAUGAUAGCAAUACCAUUAAUACCAAUAUUACUAGAUUUUGUGAAGCCUCUUAAUGAAUCACGUUCACGAUUCUUCGCAGUCGAAGUCGAAUUUAGGGUGAAUAAAGAUGAUUACUUUCUACCAAUUCUUUGUUAUACUACUAUCGUAAUUAUGGUAGGUGCAAACACCGCAUUGGGGGUUGAUGCAAUGCACGUCGUGUGCACCGCUCAUGCGUGUAGCUUGUUUGCCGCUAUCAGUAAACAAAUUGAGAAUAUAAUUCCCAAAGAGAAUAAUAGCAAUAAAAUAAGCAAAUAUGGAUGUCAUGUGAAUAUGGAGCGUGAUCCAUUAAAUGAAGAAAUAGUAUAUCGGAAAUACAUAAUAUGUCUGAAGAAACAUCAGCUUGCUAUAGAGUUCGUUAAUAUAUUAGAUUCAUCAUUUAAAGGACUUUCAUUACUUUUAUUAUUAUUGCUUCUUGCAAAUAUAAGUCUGACUGGAAUUCGAAUUCUUUAUGUGUUAGAUCAAAUGCAAGAACUGAUAAAAUUCACGCUCUUAUUCACGUGCAUGCUAGCUGAUUUGUUGCUUGUAUGUUAUUCCGGUCAGAGAUUAAUGGACGAAAGUCAGAAUAUAUUUUAUCACGCAUACGCUGCAGAUUGGUACAACUUCUCGCCUAGAUUAAAAUCUUUAUUGUUGAUAACUCUUUAUAGAAGUAAUGUACCGUGUGAAUUGAAGGCAGGCAACAUGGUUCCGUUAUCUAUCGCGACUUAUGCGGCGGUAGUACGAAUCGCCAUGUCUUACUUUACAGCGUUCAAGUCAUUCAAAGAGUGAUUACCAAAUUUUUAUUAUUCACCGAAACGUUUCUUUGUUACAUAUGUUUGUUACCUUCUAUCUUAACGUCGAAAUAAAUUGUAUUUCAAUGAUAUAUUUA
Solenopsis invicta (red fire ant) is the source of this 1639-nucleotide messenger RNA. RefSeq names its product odorant receptor 67a-like. Bases 328 to 1539 code for a protein of 403 amino acids. Gene Ontology annotation, cellular component: plasma membrane. Gene Ontology annotation, molecular function: olfactory receptor activity; odorant binding. Lineage: Eukaryota; Metazoa; Arthropoda; Insecta; Hymenoptera; Formicidae. The transcript is spliced from 9 exons. The record is from RefSeq and is a predicted model, not a curated record. Gene Ontology annotation, biological process: detection of chemical stimulus involved in sensory perception of smell; sensory perception of smell.